AAAAACAUUAAAAAUCAUCGACAAUUUUUUCAUCUGGCGCGGCGGGGACGUACAUGGCAUAAUUCACUUAAAAAUUGCAGAAAUGGCAAGCAAGACCAAUUGGUGGCCUUGCUGUGUGAGUGUGCUACUCCUCGCCGUGGUCUUGGGAUUAGCGGCUGUCCAUUGGCAAAAACAAAGUGAAUUUAACACCUUCAUGGAAGAACAUGGCUUGAUGCAGCACGGAUCUGUAUUCUCCAAUGCCGGGAUCAACUACCUGGAGCAGUUUGCCUCGCCGAGUCUGUUGGAGCACAAAGCCUUCAAGGAGAUCUCCCAGGCGGAGAGAAACAAAAUCUACGGAGUCUCGGAGAAGCUGGCCUCCUCCCUGCUCCUCCUCCAGUGGCUGGAGUCACGGCAACUGCAGCAUCACCAUGGCGAUGUUCAGAUAUGGCUGGAUGAGCACAAACAGCAAGGGCAUCACUGGAGCGUCAAGUUUGGCUAUGCCGGUGUGAGACAGCUUGCCAUGCUCACACAGGAAGAGACUACAACAUUGGUCACAUACCUGAAGACAACUGAGUUUGAAACCUACUUGCUGAGGGAAGGCAUUAAGGAACUCGCAGGUGAUGACAACUGGAAGAGACUGAUCUUGAAUCCAACCUUCUCCAGUCUACAGAAAAUGAAGGAGUUUUUCAUUUUUG
This is a messenger RNA of Patiria miniata (bat star), 674 nucleotides long. RefSeq lists its product as uncharacterized. NCBI's taxonomy places the organism in Eukaryota, Metazoa, Echinodermata, Asteroidea, Valvatida, Asterinidae. The record is from RefSeq and is a predicted model, not a curated record.